UAAGAAAAAUGAAAAUUUUAUCAUCUCUUUUUUUUAUUGGCAAGAUUUGAAGACUUUGGAAAGUUGAAGGGUUUAUACAUGUUGAAUAAUUGUUGUUCAACAGGAAGAAGAGGAAGAUUCCAUGGUUUAGAAGAGAAGCUAACUCAACUUUGUUUGCAACUUCCUCUCUUGGAGUAUUGUUUCGUGAUAACUGAAACUGGCAUCAUUCUGACUCCAAACAAACGUGUAAAACCCGUCAUAGAUGUGGAACCUGAGAUAGUAUUUCAGGUAAAACAACUGGCGACACAACUAACUUCACUUGUAUUUCGUAAAUCGUGCAAAACAAUAAUACUAGCAACUAGUCAAUUAGACGUAGUCAUAUACGAUGUCGGUGACCAAUUCCUCGUUGCAUUUUCAAAAAAGAGCAAAGAGAACAGAGAAGGAAACGGUCUGACCCAAGAAAAACUAGAAGAACUUGGAAGACUCAUACGGGAAACACUUUGGUCUGACUAAACCAUGAAAAAAUAUUUAUUCGAGAGAAGCACUAGUCAUGUUUAAAAAGUUUUCUAAAGAAUCCUCCCAAACCACCACGAUG
Galdieria sulphuraria is the source of this 574-nucleotide messenger RNA. RefSeq lists its product as uncharacterized. Bases 79 to 492 code for a protein of 137 amino acids. The transcript is spliced from 4 exons. NCBI's taxonomy places the organism in Eukaryota, Rhodophyta, Bangiophyceae, Galdieriales, Galdieriaceae. The record is from RefSeq and is a predicted model, not a curated record.